Messenger RNA from Penaeus indicus, 2128 nucleotides. Its product is annotated as transcription factor che-1-like. Gene Ontology annotation, cellular component: nucleus. Gene Ontology annotation, molecular function: DNA-binding transcription factor activity; RNA polymerase II cis-regulatory region sequence-specific DNA binding. Lineage: Eukaryota; Metazoa; Arthropoda; Malacostraca; Decapoda; Penaeidae. Gene Ontology annotation, biological process: regulation of transcription by RNA polymerase II. Bases 1532 to 1918 code for a protein of 128 amino acids. The transcript is spliced from 3 exons. The record is from RefSeq and is a predicted model, not a curated record.
GAAAUGAAAUAGCUGAUAUUCCUAUUUGAAAUGCGUUCCGGAGAUUUUGAAAUGGUUAGUUCCCAUUUGCCUUAUCACUACUAUUACUUUUUCAAUUUUCACAUCUCGCUCUGCCUGUCUCAUUCCUCACCUUUAUUCUCUUUUCAAUCUUUUAUAUUUUUAUUGCAUUUUUGGGGGGGGUGUCUCUUCAAUUCUUCCUCACACUCUUUCUUUAUUUGUUUCCUCUUCAUUUGCUUGUACAUUCUUCUCAUGUUCACCGUUUUUCAUACCUCUCUUUUCUUUCUUUCUUUUUUUCUUUUUUCACUUCGUACUCUGAUGUUAAUCUCUCUUUUCAUGUUAUUUAUGAAAAGUGAAAAAAAUAAUUGAUAAUCAUGUUCAUGCUUUUACCAGUUACUGAAAAUAAGAAGUUAACUUGUAUUAAGGUUGUUGUCUUUAGCCUUAGAGGAAAUUGAUAGGACCAAACUAUUUUUCUCCAUAGGUGGGGGGAGGGCCACGUGGCAUGAGGACGAUCCCUUUGUGCCCAGUUUGUGGACAUGCAGCCAGAGACAACGUGGAUUUACGACGCCACCUGAGAGUUCAUACAGGGGAGAAGCCCUUCGCCUGUCCACUGUGCCCAUAUCGAGCUACUCAGAACAACAACUUGAAAAGACACCUGGCAUUCAAACACCAGCAGAACACUGGCAGCCUUUAAUUCUGCAGUUUUAAGGCUGCAAGAAGCUAUGAAAACUUAGGGCAUGUUAGUGAAAUGGAUACUUAAAUUGAAUUGAGAUAAAGAGCAAUAAACAAGAUGGUCAAGCUUCAGUUGUAGAAAGGAUGAAGCAAUUGCAGAUUAAAGGUUAAAAAACGUUUCUCUUUCUGUCUUAAAACAGCUAUGCGAAGGUUUCCCAGUCCACCCCUACCUAAAUGUUAAGUGAACUGAGCCUUCGAAGUUUGGAACUGAGGAAGCACCAACUAAAGGCUUCCAAGUGAUAGAAGAAAUCCCUGUGACUUAGCUUAAGGAGAUAACAGAAAGAAAGAUUGAUAGGCUCAUACCAGUGACCUGUUUUUCUCCCGUAGGUGUGGUCAACCAUCAGAGGCAAGUCCCCGGCCAGAGGCAGGAACAUGUUCGUAUGUGGAUUUUGUGGCUACUGUGCCCGUGACAAUGACAACCUGAAUCGUCACAUCCGGACUCAUACUGGAGAGAAGCCCUUCGCCUGUCCACUGUGCCCAUAUCGAGCUACUCAGAACAACAACUUGAAAAGACACCUGGCAUUCAAACACCAGCAGAACACUGGCAGCCUUUAAUUCUGCAGUUUUAAGGCUGCAAGAAGCUAUGAAAACUUAGGGCAUGUGUGGUCAACCAUCAGAGGCAAGUCCCCGGCCAGAGGCAGGAACAUGUUCGUAUGUGGAUUUUGUGGCUACUGUGCCCGUGACAAUGACAACCUGAAUCGUCACAUCCGGACUCAUACUGGAGAGAAGCCCUUCGCCUGUCCUUACUGUCCACACCGCACAACACAAAAGAGCCAUCUAAAGAACCACAUAGCCUUGAGACAUGAAAAGGAAUUGGCAGAAUCCCCCAAAAGUUUUUAAGAAAUUAGAUUUAAUUUGUGGAGCGGACAUGUAUAAUGCAGCUGCCAUAAACAAGCACCAUGAAGGGUCGAUGAGGACCACUGUACCCCACAUGGUCCUACCUCCUCCCUCAGCUCCUCUUCCUGUUAGAAGACCAGUUUCCCAGGUGUCACAGGAAGGGAGCAGAAGAGAUUAUAAGUGCAAGGUGUGCGGUUACCAAGCCAUCAGUGAAUCCAAACUCACCAUACACAUCCGCAAGCACACUGGGGAAAAGCCAUUUGUUUGUCCAUUUUGCUCCUACAGAUGUGCACACAAGAGUAAUCUCAUAACUCAUGUGAAAACACGUCAUGCAGAGCAAGGCCAGCCAUAAAUGAAUGAUCUGGAAACUGGGGAAAAGUGAAGAAUGGUGAUUUCCACAAUGUAACAUGUUUUUGGAACACCUAUGAGACUGAAUUGUCAGACUUAGAUGAAAGCAUUUUAUGUGCCAUAUAUAAAGUAUGAAAGGGGAAAACAGAGAGUCGUUUAAUUGUAGUUGAAUGAUGCCAUCAGAGGAGUAACUCUCAUGGGAUUUUCCUCUUCU